AGUUAAACCCAAGUCCGAUCCAAAACCCAAUCCCUCCAGCGGCACAUCCACCAACGCAUCAAUAAUAUUCCAUGGAUCCCAGCGGGGCCCUCCAAUCGCCGUCCGCCACCUGGCGCCACUGGUCAAUAACACAAGCGGCCGCCCGAGCGCUGACCUGCCGCGCCGCGUGGUCUCAGUAUUUGCUGAGAGGAGUGGUGAGAUUUGGGAAGCUGCGGCUCGACAUUGCGUCCUGUGCUUUGCUUGCCGCGUCGUGGAUCGUCGUCGCAUGCGGAGCCAGCCAAGCUGGACACGGUGACGGAGAUAGAGGCCGACAUGGACGGCGUGCUCCAGCGAUUCGACGUCGACCUCCUCCUCGACGGCCACGGCCACGGCGACGACAGCUUAUGUGGGAGCGAGCGGAGGAGCGCGAGCGGCGGCGGCGCGCAGGACAAGGCGGGCAUCGACGGCGCGGUGAAGGAGCGGAUCGCGCGGGCGCUGAGGAUCUACAAGGACGCGGCGGGGCUCGACGGCGGGGCGCUGGUGCAGGUGUGGGCGCCGGCGCGGGACGGGGGCCGGCGCGUGCUGGCCACCCGGGGCCAGCCCUUCGUGCUGCCGCCGCCGCGGUGCCACCGCCUGUUCCAGUACCGGACGGUGUCGCUCGCGCACGCCUUCCCCGUCGGCGGCGCUGCCGUGCCCGGGGAGCGGGGCCUGCCGGGGCGGGUGUUCGACGCCGGGGAGCCCGAGUGGACGCCCAACGUGCAGUACUACGGCACCGGCGAGUACGCGCGCAUCAGCUACGCGCUCAUCUACGACAUCCAGGCCGCGCUCGCGCUGCCCAUCCUUGACCCCGCCACGGGGGCUUGCCUCGCCGUGCUCGAGCUCGUCACCACCUCGCCCAGGCUCCACUUCGCCGCCGACGUCGACAGGCUCUCCGAGGCGCUUCAGGCUGUGGCGUUGAGGGGCUCCGAGAUCUGCCGCCGCCCAGCACCCGAGGCAUGCAACGACGAUGGGGCGGCGGCUCAGGUGGCCAUGUCGGAGGUUGCAGACAUCUUGAACCAAGUAGGCGAGGCUCACAAGCUGCCACUAGCGCAGGCCUGGACCAGGUGCAGGCGCUGCAGCACCGACACGGAGCACGCCUCCCUGACGGCUGCCGGCGCACCGUUCUACCUCACCGGCGCGGACCCAAACCCAAACCUGCUCGGCUUCCACGAGGCCUGCGUGGAGCACCACCUGCGGCUACGGUCCGGCCGGGGCGGGCUCGUGGAGGAAGCGGCCGCGGCGCGGCGGCCCCUCUUCUGCGCCGACGUCACCAAGUACUCCAUGGACGCGUACCCGCUGGCGCACCACGCGCGGUUCUGCGAACUGUCCGGCUGCCUCGCCGUGUGCGCGCGGCUGCGCCGCGGCGGCGACGAGUCCAUGGACACGGACGGCGGCGGCGGCGCCGGCUGGGACGAGUGCGUGCUGGAGUUCUUCCUCCCGCCGGACUGCAGGGACGGCGCGGCGCAGAAGGCGGCAGCGGGCGCCGUCGCGGCUACCAUCAUGGAGCGGUCUGGCGGUGGCGGUCUGAAGGCGGUCGUGAUAAGUGGGUUGCAGGAUUUGGUGUUUGACAUCGCCGCAGAUGGCGAGUGCGUGCUUCGGCCUGAUCCUGUGGCCAUGGCUGAUGAUGUUCCUCAGCUUGAGCUGAACGGUCAUGGAGGAGACGAGUGGGACUCGGAUGAGGAGGGUCUGCAUCUGGUGGUAGCUAUGGGUACCACCACUACAGACAUUGAAGCAUCCAAGAUGCACCAUGACGAACACCAUGGUGGCGAGGAUCCGAGAUCACAAGUUGGCAAGAAGGCGGCGAAAAGGAAAGGCGAGAAAACUGUCAGUUUGGAGGAACUGCAGCGCUACUUCUCUGGAAGCCUGAAAGAUGCGGCCAAGAGUCUCGGUGUUUGUCCGACAACGAUGAAGCGCAUCUGCAGGCAGCACGGCAUCUCCAGGUGGCCGUUCCGCAAGCUCGCCAAGGCGAACCGCUCCCUGGACAAGAUCAAGCGCGUCUUCGAGUCGGUGCAAGGCUCAUCACAGGCCAUGGCCGCCGCUCCUGCUCCUCCACCUGCCGCCGCCGCUGCUUCCUAUUCUCAGCAAGCUCCAGCCGUGGCCGCUGCUCCCCGCGCACCUGCUUUAUCACCAUGCCUAUCGAGUGCUCCGAGAGUGGCCUCCUCCCAAGCCUCAUGCCAAGCGCCGCCGCCGCCUCUGAAGGAGGCCGCAUGGCACAAGCCUUUGCGCGGCGGGGACGCCAGCGUGGUCACUGUCAAGGCGAGCUACAGAGGGGACAUCGUCAGGUUCAGGGUGCCGAGCUCCGCAGGCGUCGCGACGGUGAAGGGGGAGGUGGCCAUGAGGCUGGGGCUGGCGCCCGGCGAGUUCGACGUCAAGUACCUGGACGAUGACAACGAGUGGGUGCUCUUGUCUUGCGACGCCGACUUCCAGGAGUGCCUCGACGUCAUCCCGGCGUUGUCAGGCGCGUCAGCGUCGUCUGGCUCCGGGACGGCUCAGCCGGUGGUCAGGCUAAUGGUGCACGAGGUAGCUGAGGUCCAUGGGAGCUCCUGUGGCAGCUCAGAUUAGUCACAGGAAAUAGAGCUGCAGAGCUCAACCGAUGUUUGGUACAACCAUCUGUAGAAGCUUUCACUACUGGCAUGUGUCUGUCUCUAGUUUCUCUACAUGUAUCCAUGUCCAAAAACUGAAGUCAUAAAUACUUACAAAUAGAAAUAGGAGCAUCUCACACUUUUUGUUGUCUCAGACAGUACAGAUCUGGUCUAGUCUAGGGCACAGAAAAGAACAAAUCAUUGUGAUCUAGCACUGGUAUUCGCUCCAUUUUUAAGUAUAUGACGUUCAGGAUAGGUUAAUUUAUUCGUCA
This is a messenger RNA of Zea mays, 2872 nucleotides long. RefSeq lists its product as uncharacterized. The record is from RefSeq and is a predicted model, not a curated record. NCBI's taxonomy places the organism in Eukaryota, Viridiplantae, Streptophyta, Magnoliopsida, Poales, Poaceae. The transcript has 5 exons. The coding region runs from base 313 to 2580 and encodes 755 amino acids. Gene Ontology annotation, molecular function: protein binding; DNA-binding transcription factor activity.